CCCCCUUAUGUUUUUUAAUUUACGUCACCGCAAUUUUCUGUUGCCACUUGGAGGAUUGUAAACAUAUGUUUUAUUGCUAGCUACACAGAAAGCAGAUAGCCAAAACGUACGAGAUCAUUUUUGUAUUCUGCCUGUGUCAUACAAUUGCUUUGUUUCUCAGUUCUGUGUAAUAACUGAACAUAUAUCAGCUGUUUAGUGGUCUGAAGCUAGCUAGCUGUCAUAAUAAUCAACACAAGAGACAGCAAGAAGACAAUAUAGCAAUCGUUACUGCAAAGCUGACAUAAUGGCAUCGUUGGCUGCACACGAGCCGAAUAUAAGCCCAAAUUCCAUACCAGUCCUCGCAGACGCUCUGAUGCCCGCGAGCAUUUUCGCUCCGGAUGGAGGAGGUUUUGGAGAUCAUGACGCCGGGGAAGAGUGCCUCGAGGACGGCGACCUCUUCAACGGCGAGACCGGGGAUCUCGGGAUUGACUUCACUAGCAAGGUGGCCCUGGUCAGCCCUAAUGGAGAGCAGUAUGACUCGUUACUACGACAACUCCGGGAGAGGAUGGACGAGGGUUGUGGGGAGACCAUCUACGUUGUUGGGAUGGGCUCAGACGGAGGUGACUACGGUCUGGAUGAGGGAGACAUGGAGGCGUCUGUAGCCACAGUUCAGUCCCUGUGUGAGCAGACUGAGUCAGAGCUGAUCCUGCUGAGGGAGCGUAUCGAAGCUGGGGGGCAGGUACGCGACUACCUCAUCCGCCGACGCGUGGGUGAUCAAGACUUCUUGGAGGUCAGGGUAGCGGUGGUGGGUAACGUGGAUGCAGGUAAGAGCACUCUGCUGGGGGUGUUGACCCACGGGGAACUGGACAACGGCAGGGGGUUCGCCCGCCAGAAACUCUUCAGACACAAACACGAAAUGGAGAGUGGCAGGACCAGCAGUGUGGGGAACGACAUCCUGGGCUUCGACCAGAAGGGACAGGUGGUGAAUAAGCCAGACAGCCAUGGUGGCAGUCUAGACUGGACUAAGAUCUGUGAGAGGUCCUCUAAGGUCAUCACCUUCAUAGACCUAGCUGGACAUGAGAAGUAUCUCAAGACCACAGUGUUUGGAAUGACUGGACACCUGCCUGACUUCUGCAUGCUCAUGGUGGGCAGUAAUGCAGGUAUCGUAGGGAUGACUAAGGAGCAUCUAGGUCUGGCCCUGGCCCUCAAUGUGCCUGUGUUCGUAGUGGUCACCAAGAUAGACAUGUGUCCUGCCAACAUCCUACAAGAGACUUUAAAGCUGCUCCAGAGGUUACUAAAGUCCCCAGGCUGCAGAAAGAUCCCUGUUCUGGUCCAAAACAAAGAUGACGUCAUCGUCACAGCCUCCAACUUCAGCUCUGAGAGGAUGUGUCCAAUCUUCCAGAUCUCCAAUGUGACAGGAGAGAACAUGGACCUGCUGAAGAUGUUCCUCAACCUGCUGUCUUCUAAAACCUCCUUCAGAGAAGACGAACCUGCAGAGUUCCAGAUAGAUGACACCUACUCAGUACCGGGUGUAGGCACAGUCGUUUCAGGGACUACUUUACGUGGAUUGAUACGUCUGAAUGACACAAUGUUGUUAGGCCCAGACCCACUGGGCAGUUUCCUCCCUAUUGCAGUCAAAUCUAUCCACAGGAAGAGGAUGCCAGUCAAGGAGGUGAGAGGUGGACAGACUGCCUCCUUCGCCCUCAAAAAGAUCAAGCGUUCAUCCAUAAGGAAAGGCAUGGUGAUGGUGUCCCCCAGGUUAAACCCACAGGCAUCAUGGGAAUUUAUGGCUGAGAUUCUGGUUCUGCACCACCCAACUACGAUAUCACCCCGCUACCAGGCCAUGGUGCACUGUGGCAGCAUCAGGCAGACAGCCACUAUCCUGACCAUGAACAGAGACUGUCUACGAACAGGGGACAAGGCAUCGGUCCACUUCCGCUUCAUCAAGACCCCCGAGUACCUCCACACAGACCAGAGACUGGUGUUCAGAGAGGGACGCACCAAGGCUGUGGGCACCAUCACCAAGCUGUUGCAGUCGACCAAUAAUCUGCCGUCAAACUUCAAACCCCCGCAAAUCAAAAUGCAGUCUACGAAAAAGGCCCCGUACCGCAGAGAGGAUGGAACCACGCCUGCCAAUGAGGACGAAGCGAGCACAGCCCGACCAGACAGUCCGCACCAAUCACAACAACUGACAGAGGGGGAGGAUGAUCCUCAGAGUAAUGAGGGAAACAAAGAGAACAAGACAAAGUCAGGAGGGAGCAGGAGACGAGGAGGACAGAGACAUAAAGGCAAAUCAAACCAGAGCAGCUCCACCACAGCAGCCCCGUCAUCAGCAGGCACAGGAGGUUCCUAAACUACACCCCUCUCAGCCCCCAAACUACAGUACUUCCUCCAUCCAGCUGUUUCAGCAGACAACCUUCCCCCUUCCCAAAACUACUCCACUACAAACCCCUGUCGAAAAAAUGGGGUCAUAAAAUGUCCCUUUCCCCACCUCUCUCCCUCUAUACCACCUGGCUAUCUAUCGCCUUAUCAAGUGUCUUUAUCACUCACACCAGAGAAAGUCUAGGUGAAAAGCAGCUCUCAGCUCUGUGCUUGUAGAUGGUUACCUCUGCCUCCUCACUCUCAUCUUAUCUCCGCUUAGUUUAGAAAACAUCCUUAUAUUUACAGUAUAUGAACUUGAUAUGCCUUCUUUCAUUGGGUCUACGGUGAGAAUCACUGUAAUACUGUGUAUAGUUAAUCAUGGGCCCGAAGCCACAUGAGCAGCUAUUCCCUUACAGUAGAGUAACCCAGCUCCAUGCACUAUAGCUCAUUGUUUCACUGUUUAGCAGGCAUACUAGUUUCUCUCAUUUCCUAUUUACCACUAGAAUCCCCAAUAUGACAUAAUGAAGCAUGUUUUCUAUUUAAUUUUAUACUAAAAUGUGAAGAUUAAUGAAAGGAAGUAAGGUCACAACUGACAUAGUGAAUGGUACAUUUUAGUGGGCCUUCAUUAUGAGUGAAAUAUUGUAGAUAAGAUGUUUAAUUGGCCAUUUAUGACCAAAAGGAAAGCCAGGGUUUGUCUGACUAUCACACCCUUCCUCAAGUCCAUCCUCCAUGGCCCGGAAAGGGAUUGUGUUUGUGGGCGAAAUGGAAAGCCAGGGUUUGUCUGACUAUCACACCAUUUCUCAAGUCCAUCCUCCAUGGCCCGGAAAGGGAUUGUGUUUGUGGGCGAAAUGGAAAGCCAGGGUUUGUCUGACUAUCACACCAUUUCUCAAGUCCAUCCUCCAUGGCCCGGAAAGGGAUUGAGUGUUUGUGGGCGAAAUGGAAAGCCAGGGUUUGUCUGACUAUCACACCAUUUCUCAAGUCCAUCCUCCAUGGCCCGGAAAGGGAUUGAGUGUUUGUGGGCGAAAUGGAAAGCCAGGGUUUGUCUGACUAUCACACCAUUUCUCAAGUCCAUCCUCCAUGGCCCGGAAAGGGAUUGUGUUUGUGGGCGAAAUGGAAAAAUAUCCUCCCCUCCUCGAUAGCCAGCUUUCAUGGAGGACAGUCAUGUGUAUCCUCCUCUCUGAAGAGUUUACAACUAUACUACACCCCCUGUGAAUCAGCUGUUUUGUCUGACAAAAACAUGCAUUUAUCACUUUACACUUAUUUUGGGAUCACACCUGUAAAUGUAAUUUGCCUGAGCAGAGGAGUCGUCAUUUCAUGCAAGCGCAUUUAUCCACGUUCUCGUCAUUUUUCAGGAGGCGAGAGGAGUUGAAGGCCACUUGUCCUGUCUAAAAUAAAUGAUUCCAUUUACACUGAAAAGGUUUAUUUAAGAAUAUAAAUGUACACUUGAUUAGCAACUGUUUAAGUGAGACAUUGAUUGUAAUAAUAGUUGCAGUGCUGUUUGGACCAUCACUGUUUACAUAGUUGUGGAAUUCCAUUUGCCUCUGACAUUCACCAAUAAAAACAGGCUUUAUUGAUCUCUGA
Messenger RNA from Oncorhynchus tshawytscha (Chinook salmon), 3921 nucleotides. It is a transcript of the gene gtpbp1, whose product is annotated as GTP binding protein 1. The record is from RefSeq and is a predicted model, not a curated record. Gene Ontology annotation, biological process: translational elongation. The transcript has 14 exons. Bases 284 to 2332 code for a protein of 682 amino acids. Lineage: Eukaryota; Metazoa; Chordata; Actinopteri; Salmoniformes; Salmonidae. Gene Ontology annotation, molecular function: GTPase activity; GTP binding; translation elongation factor activity.